AUGAUGGUUUACUUGCCCCUUUCCCCACAUUCCUGGUCAGGGCCCCACUCCAGCCGCAGAAGAGCCCCUCCUGCCUUCCACCAGGCCGUCUUUCUUUAUACGGUCACACACCUGCCGCAGUCUCUUCUGGGGCUCUGCACAGUCGCUGUGGGCUGUGUGGACGGAGGUUGUGGGAGAGCCCCUCUAAUGGCCAACAUGCCCACUCAGGCUAUCAUCACCCCUCAGCUGGGCAUCGGGACCCUCCUGCCUGCUGACAUGGCUGCCAGCACCCGUGCCAGUGUGAACCCCAGCCUGCCUGCAUCCUGCGGGCGAGCCUCCUCUCUGGCAGUGACACUAUUGCCCCCCAACAGCCCCUCUCUCCUUAUCACACACAUCUGCCCUCAGAGGAGAACUGUUCCAGCACCUCUCUCCUGCAAACAAGCUCCCUUUAAAUGCCAAAUCCAGUCACACGGCAGUUCCUUAAACAGGAAUCGGGAGCUGCUGGACUUGGAGUGGAAUGGCUCAGACCACAUCCGCUGGAGGUCGCCCUUUAAGAGACCUUCUGCAUGCGCCCAAAGAUGUUGGCAGGCCCAGGGGCACCACAGGAGUCCCCACUGGCUUGUUUUUUGUAGUUGUCAUAGCGAAGGACAAAACAGAGCAGGAGACCAGGCAUCACAAUGUCUCCGAUGCCCAACAUGGAGAAGUGGCUGCCGGUGGAGCUUAGGAAGACCAGUUUUCCAGGCAGAGACAGGCGAGGAAUUCCGUCUCCGAGGUGGAAUGCAGAUCUUUGUGAAGACCCUGACUGGUAAGACCAUCACCCUUGAGGUCGAGCCCAGUGACACCAUUAAGAACGUCAAGGCAAAGAUCUAGGACAAGGAAGGCAUCCCUCCUGACCAGCAGAGGUUGAUCUUUGCUGGAAAGCAGCUGGAAGAUGGGCGCACCUUGUCUGACUACAACAUCCAGAAAGAGUCCACUCUACACCUUGUCCUCCGUCUCAGAGGUGGGAUGCAGAUCUUCGUGAAGACACUGACUGGUAAGACCAUCGCCCUUGAGGUGGAGCCCAGUGACACCAUUGAGAAUGUCAAGGCAAAGAUCCAGGACAAGGAAGGCACCCCUCCUGACCAGUAGAGAUUGAUCUUUGCCUGGAAACAGCUGGAAGAUGGGCGCACCUUGUCUGACUACAACAUCCAGAAAGAGUCCACGCUACACCUGGUUCUCCGUCUCCGAGGUGGAAUGCAGAUCUUCUUGAAGACCCUGACCGGUAAGACCAUCACCCUCGAGGUGGAGCCCAGUGACACCAUUGAGAACGUCAAGGCCAAGAUCCAAGACAAGGAAGGCACCCCUCCUGACCAGCAGAGAUUGAUCUUUGCUGGGAAACAGCUGGAAGAUGGGCGCACCCUAUCUGACUACAACAUCCAGGAGGAGUCCACUCUGCACUUGGUCCUGCGCUUGAGGGGGGGUGUCUAAGUUUCCCUCCCCUUUAAGGUUUCAACAAAUCUCAUUGCACUUUUCUUUCAAUAAAGUUGUUGCAUUCCCAA
This is a messenger RNA of Cebus imitator (Panamanian white-faced capuchin), 1517 nucleotides long. RefSeq lists its product as uncharacterized. Lineage: Eukaryota; Metazoa; Chordata; Mammalia; Primates; Cebidae. The transcript has 4 exons. The record is from RefSeq and is a predicted model, not a curated record. Gene Ontology annotation, molecular function: protein tag activity; ubiquitin protein ligase binding. Gene Ontology annotation, biological process: protein ubiquitination; modification-dependent protein catabolic process. Gene Ontology annotation, cellular component: nucleus; cytoplasm.